Peniophora sp. CBMAI 1063 is the source of this 1533-nucleotide messenger RNA. The record is from the annotation of a GenBank genome assembly. Lineage: Eukaryota; Fungi; Basidiomycota; Agaricomycetes; Russulales; Peniophoraceae.
AUGCAGGCGACACUCUCGCCCUUUUACACCUUUGGCUACAGUACGCACGCCGCGUACGAGUUCUCCUCAGACAUGGAGACCCUCCAAACGCGCUACGCCACCUCGUCGUGCCGCGAUGAGCCGCCGCAUGAUCCCACGGCCCCGAAGUACGAUCCGCUCGGUGUGCUCAGCAAGCCUGCAGCGCCGGUGUGGGAGAAGCCGGUCUACACGAGGACGAAGCUCGUCGUCGUAGCGUCCUCCUCGCCCAGUGCGGCCGACAACACGUUCACGCCCCGCGAUCCCCGCGCAAUCGACAUGGCCGCCGCCCAGCCGCCCCACAGGAAGACCCUCGCGUGGGCCCGUGACCAGGGUAAGGUCGACCAGAGUCUCUGGGCCCUCGCCGCGCUCUCGCUCGCGCACUCGCCGUGGGCGGACAACUACUCCCACUUCUGGGGCGAGGACGUCCGCGCAGACACGGCUCGCUUUGUGUUCGGCGCCGGUGCCCACAAUUUGAUGCGCACUACACGCCGCUCAGACCCUCCUUUGCACUCAGACGUCGACCUUUAUCGCGAUGUAGUUCGAGCCUACAAGACGUGGGAAGAAUCGCUCAAGCCCAGCGUGGCGGCGCCACCCGUCCGCACUAGUCCGCGCGUAGCCCAGAACAAGCGCAAGGCUGUCAUCGCCGCGGCAAUUGAGACAGUCGAAGAGGCUAUUGAAGCCCAGGAAGCCAAGGAAUCCGAAGUCGCACCGCCCACUACCAAACGCACUCGCACUCGCACGACAGCGGCUCGCAAACGGGCCGCCGGCAGCCCGACUCAUGCACCGGUAAUCUCGAGCCCUCUCGCGCACUCGAUGUUGCUUCCUGCCGCGGAGAUCGACGCAACCCCCGCCCCGACUCGCGCCAGCCAGCGCCCGAAAAAGAAGAGUCAACUUGCCCGUGACGCAGAGGAACAUGCAGCUGCCGCCGCCGCAGAUGACACACGCCCAGCCGCCCGGCGGGCCGCCUCAUCAAGUGCCAGUUCGGACGUCAGCUCUAUCACUGCUACUUCGGCGACGCCUAGCGCGCCCGCUAUGGUUACAGGCAAGCGCUCCCGCUCAGGUUCGGCCUCUUCGGCGUCUACGGCCGUUGACGUCGUUGCGGAGCUUGCGAAGAGCGAGGAACGCCCUGCUAAGAAGUCGCGCACGACGAAGCAGGCUUUGGCUGCUCCCACGCCCGAGCCCGAAGCAGAAGAUGUCUCCGCGGAUCAGACUGUCGCGACCGAAAAGGCCUCGAAGAGCCCAUCGUGCUACGUGCCCGGCAACGUAUGUUCGCGCCUUUCUCUCUCACCAUGCAUCUUGAACCGCAGCCCGUCCCACACGUUUUAUCUCCGCACAGCAUCGUCGACGUCGCCGCACGUCCCAUCGUCCCGCACAACGAUGCGCCCCGCAUCAGUAUACGACUUGAACGCACUCAUCACGCACACACACGUACUAUCGCAUGGUCGAGCUCGCUUUGCAAAGCGACGCGUACCCGCUGCCGUCAGUGGGAACACGCGCCGCGUGGAUAUCAUGUGA